Owenia fusiformis is the source of this 360-nucleotide messenger RNA. NCBI's taxonomy places the organism in Eukaryota, Metazoa, Annelida, Polychaeta, Sabellida, Oweniidae. The record is from the annotation of a GenBank genome assembly.
ACAACUUCAUCAUCUGUGGCAACCACAACUCCUACCACAACAACUGUGACAACCCCAACAACUCCUGUGACAAUCUCACCAACUCCUGUGACAACUAGGUCAACUCCUGUGACAAGCACAACAACACCUGUGACAACCACAACAACUCCAAUACCCACUACAUCCACUGAAAUAAUUGAUGGAAGAGAAGCAAAAAUAGUUGUUUAUGGUCUUUGGAGCAGUUGGUUUUCAUGGGUGCAAUGCAGUGCGACUUGUGGAGAAGGGGUACAGAAAAGAUCACGUGUUUGCCAGAAAUCUUCACCAACUGAUGUUGACUGUGAUGGUUCAGAGGAGGUCACUAGAGCAUGCAACAAUGGCAGA